Molecule: messenger RNA, 4473 nt
Organism: Fulvia fulva
Lineage: Eukaryota; Fungi; Ascomycota; Dothideomycetes; Mycosphaerellales; Mycosphaerellaceae
Product: ABC multidrug transporter B
Exons: 9
Coding region: 1-4473 (1490 amino acids)
Biological process (GO): transmembrane transport
Cellular component (GO): membrane
Molecular function (GO): ATP binding; ATP hydrolysis activity; ABC-type transporter activity
Source: RefSeq, a predicted model, not a curated record
AUGGUCGUUCUAAACACCUCCCUUUCCAACCUUGCAGCGUGUGUGCGCAGGAUGUCCUGUACAGCAGAUAUUGAGGACAGAUUUGGGCCUGUCGUGUCCAGCUCGUGCCUUAAUGGCUUCGAUUUUACCCUCCUUUUCGAGGAAGCCUUCCUCACUAUCGUGCCUCUAGUGAUAGCCAGUGCUUGGGCGACAUUGCGUGCAGCUGUACUUCGCAAUGAGCCGGUCAAGGUUCGCACGUCGUGGCUGUUGCCAUGUAAAUUGCUCUUUUACGCCAUCCACGAGGCUCUGCAGACCACGAUCCUGGCUCUUUGGGCAUCCGAUGGGCGAGCUCGGACACGUCUCUCGUUGGCAUGCGUCUCAUUAACCACGGCUGCAUACGCCUUCUUCGCUCUCGUUUCGUACGUCGAGCACAAACGCUCGGUGCGGCCUUCGACGAUGCUCAUCCUGUAUCUUGGUGUCACGCUCAUACUGGACUUGGCACGCACGAGGACGCUGUUCUUCACGGCACAAGGCCUAGCGGCCGCGCGAGUGAAUCUGGCAGCUCUGAUCGUGAAACUUGGCAUCUUUGUCCUGGAGAACAUUGAGAAGCGAUCAAUGGUAAAGAAAGCCUGGCAGGAGAUAAUAUCCCCGGAAGGCGCAAGUGGCGUCAUCAACCGCGCCACUUUCCUGUGGCUGAACACACUUGUGGUCCAGGGCUUCCGGACAUUACUCACGGUACAUGCAUUGCCUUCCCUUGACAAUGACAUCCUCGCAGCCUCUCGACCCUCCGAGCUGCUGAGUGAAUGGAAAAACGGUGAGUCGGUCUGGAUAUCGUCCUGGCACCAAGUCAUCGCGACACCUAUAGCUGACCUCAUCUCCACAGUCUCCCCCAAUGCCCACGAGCAUGGACUUCUAUGGCUGUUUGUGAAGCACUUCAAAUGGGCUACUUUGGCGGGCGUCCUGCCACGUCUGGCUUGUGCUGGCUUCACGUUCGCCCAGCCUUAUCUUGUGAAGAGUCUUCUCGACUUCACUGCCGACAUAAAUGCAUCAAACAGGAGCAGCACCGCGUACGCGCUUGUCGGCGCGUAUGCCAUUGCCUACGUGGGCCUUGCUUUGACGUACGCCGUCUAUCAGCACAAGACCUAUCGAUUACUUACCUUGUAUCGCGGAGCCCUCGUUGCCAUGAUUUUCGACAAAACGCUCCGAGUCGAGGCCUCCUCCGUCGAUGAUGCCGAAGCAGUGACCCUCAUGAGUGCAGAUAUUGAUCGGACUACUGGCAGCAUGCAUGUUGUCCACGAGCUAUACGCUAGCGUCAUCGAGGCUGGCAUUGCUUUUGGUUCUUGUACAACUUUCUUGGUGUCGCCAUGGUUCCGGCGGUGGCAUGGAUGGCUGUUUGCAGUCUGUGUCUUGGCCGCAGGCCCCAUUGCGAAGGCAUCGGGCAAUGCGCAGGUGCCUUGGCUUGAGGCCAUUGAGGACCGUCUAGCUUCCACGGCCAAAGCUCUGAGCUCCAUGAAGGCCAUCAAAAUGACUGGACUAGCCGAUCUCGUUGCCUCGUAUCUGGCUAACUCUAGGCUCGUAGAGAUCCGAGCUUCACGGCGGCAUCGAAUUCUGAACAUUUUCGUCUUCAUAUCCUCUAUUGCGCCAUACAGCGUUUGCCUCAUUGUCUAUGGCCCAGUAUGGGGAUUCCUAACGUACAUCCUGAUAGCAAAGACGAGUGCUCAAGAGAGAACAUUGACAGAAGGGGUUGCCUUCGGCGCCCUGAGUCUCUUCGAGCUUCUGCAGCAACCUGUUCAAUAUGCAGUCAAUGGCGUGGAAGAUGCGCAAAUUUUGAUAAACUCGUUUCGCCGCAUUCAGGCCUAUCUUGCAUCUCCAGAUCGACACGACUACAGGAGAGUGCUUCCAUCUACCUCAGCGUCGGUAGCUCUCGGCCACGAGGUGAACACUAUCAAGCCAUAUCAAGACGAGUUUGCCUUCGUCGUAAAGGAGGCCUCGGCGCGCUUCAACAACGAGAGCGAGCUUGCCUUGAGAAAUUUAUCAUUCAAGAUCCCACAUGGUCAAACAACCAUCAUUUACGGACGUGUCGGCUGUGGAAAGACUGCGCUACUCAAGCCGCUUCUGGGAGAACUUUCCAUCGCCUCAGGGUCAGUGGAAACGGCUUGCCAACAGUCAGCAUACUGCUCACAAAGCGCAUGGUGCAAUUGGGGCACCGUACGAGACAACAUCAUCGGCAUGUCUAGCUGGAAUGAGGAGUGGUAUCGUAUGGUGAUUACCGCGUGUGCUCUGUUGGCUGACAUAGAACAAUUGCCCAUGGGUGAUAACACUCACAUUGGAACUAAAGGUUCGCAGCUUAGCGGUGGGCAGAAAUCGCGGGUCUCACUUGCGCGGGCCAUCUAUUCUCGAAGUCCAAUCCUGCUACUCGACGGAAUAUUGCCGGGCCUGGAUCGAACAACGGAGCAAUAUAUACUGAGCGCCGUGUUCGGAGAUGCUGGCAUACUAGCUAGAAGCAAUACGACCGUGGUACUGGCCUCGUCGUCCGACCAUCACAUUCGUCUUGCAGACCAUCUGAUAGUGCUGAAUGCCGAUGGGACUAUGGCCAAGUAUGAUUCGCAGGAGAUGAUCGGCCAUAGCGACGACAAGCACUUGAGUCUCGGCAAUCCCGGGUCGCCAUCACCAGUGUGUCUCAGUGCACUUGAGCAGACUCACCACGAGAAGCAAGAUAUACACUUGGCUCAGGACCAUGAGCUUCAGGACUCUCGUAAGACUGGCGACAUGAAGGUCUAUACUUACUAUGCCCGUAUCGCAGGAUGGCCAAUGAUCACAGUGUAUCUAUUCGCCAGUGCGAUCUUAGUUUUUGGUGUGACAUUUCCCUCGGUGUGGCUACAGUGGCGGACCAACGCGAACGCCACGCAUCCUAACGAACGUAUUGGCUACUGGGUCGGCACGUUUGCAGCGUUAGGCGUCUUGACCUUGGUCGGAUGCGCAAUAGCAGAUUCGGCGUUCAAUCUGGCGGUUUUGCCUACGACGUCCAGGAGAUUUCACGAGAUAUUGCUGGAUACAACCAUGAACGCAUCUAUGGCUUUCCUCACAUCGACGGACACUGGAACUACGCUGAACCGCUUCAGUCAAGAUUUGGAAUUAAUUGACAACGAUCUACCUGAGGCCAUCAACCAAACAGUGUUCCAGCUCAUGUCCACUUUCGUCACUGCCGCAUUUGUGUUCUCAGGCUCUGGGUACAUUGCGGCUGCCAUCCCGGUUUGCUUCAUUCUGAUCACAUCAAUAGCACUGUUUUACUUGAGGACAUCCCGACAGAUGCGGCUUUUGGACAUCGAAGCCAAAGCACCUCUGUUUUCACUAUUCCUCGAGGUCGUUAGUGGCAUUGAAUCUAUUCGUGCGUACGGAUGGACUGCCUUAUAUAUCGAACAGAACCGCAAAGCUUUGGAUCUAUCGCAACGGCCAUACUACCUGCUCUUCUGCCUUCAAAGAUGGCUCACCCUGGUUUUGGACCUGUUCAACGCCAGCAUUGCCAUUGUGCUUGUAGCUAUUGCCACGAAUGUUCGCAAUGGUUCCACUGCGUUCCUGGGCGUGGCUCUUUUCAACAUAGUCAUAUUCUCGUCCACAAUACAGAGUCUGGUGACCGAGUGGACACAAGUCGAAGCAGCACUAGGGGCCAUCAAUAGAAUUCGCACAUACGAGCGCAGCGUUCAUAGCGAGCAUCUUCCCGGAGAGAAUAGCAGCUUACCACACGACUGGCCGAAACACGGUGCUAUCACAUUUGAAGGUCUUACAGCAUCGUACACUUCAUCAAAGAAGCCAACUUUGCAGAAUAUCAGCUUCCGUAUCGAGGCGGGGGCAAAAGUAGCCAUCUGCGGGCGAACAGGAAGCGGCAAAUCAUCUUUGAUCGCUACACUCCUCCGCACUAUCGAGAUCCAUUCCGGCACGAUAUCUAUAGACGGUAUGGACAUCGCCUCAAUACCCCGACGAGAAAUCCGAAGGAGACUAAAUACCCUACCUCAAGAGCCAUUCUUCCUGCCAGGAUCUGUGCGCACCAACAUGGAUCCACGCGGAGAAGCCACAGACGAGCGUUUGGGUGAAAUCUUACAGAAAGUCCACCUCUGGGAAGGGCAGUUCGAUGGACGUGAUGGCCUAGAUGGCGAUAUGAACGAGGGAAUACUUUCGCACGGACAACAGCAGCUUUUCUGUCUAGGUCGCGCUCUUGUGAAGCCUGGCAGUAUCACCAUCAUGGAUGAGGCGACUGGUAGUGUCGAUGAUGAGACGAGUGGCUUGAUGCAGGGCAUUCUUCGUGACGGCUUUCAAGGUCGUACGGUCGUUGCGGUGGUGCACAAGCUUCACGAAAUUCUCGAUUUCGAUCUAGUGGUGGUGCUGGAUCAAGGCCGGAUCAUUGAAACGGGUCGGCCGAGUUCGCUGUUGAGGCAAGAUGCCUCAGCGUUCAAGACCCUAUACGAGACGGCUGGCUAUAGUAAUUUGGGCACAUGA